Messenger RNA from Haliotis rufescens (red abalone), 8213 nucleotides. Its product is annotated as enhancer of mRNA-decapping protein 4-like. Gene Ontology annotation, molecular function: protein binding. The coding region runs from base 171 to 4382 and encodes 1403 amino acids. Gene Ontology annotation, biological process: deadenylation-independent decapping of nuclear-transcribed mRNA. Lineage: Eukaryota; Metazoa; Mollusca; Gastropoda; Lepetellida; Haliotidae. The record is from RefSeq and is a predicted model, not a curated record. Gene Ontology annotation, cellular component: P-body. The transcript has 30 exons.
GCGGCGAGACUUCCGAUAACCGCCAUAUUUAGAAAGCCGGGAAGCACCUGCUGGCGACGUAAACAAAACACGUGCAAAAUCUCGUAACACUUCUGACCUUUCUGACCCGAAUGUGAUUAAUCUACAUUGUUUAUCCCUAAUUGUUUCUUCUGUAAUCACCAUUAAGGGUGAUGGAUACCCAAGACAGCGCCCAGUCGUCUCUGAACAGUACAGAUACAAGUCAGCUCUUGAGAGAAUUACAAGCUCUGAACUUAGACAGAUCUCCCGGCUCUUCACAUGGAAGUUUCGGAACAGGAAGAAAUAUCCCAGGAACAGGGGAUAGGGACAUGCCAGCAUCAGGGGAGGCAACUCUGACCCAGCUGAUGAUGACAAUGUACAGUUCUGCACCAAAACAACAGAUAGUGCUGCAAGGCAAUGACAACCAGAACAGCUUCAGCGUGUAUGGACGGGAUGUGGAUGUGUACCUCGGCGAGGCUCGGGCAGGAGACUCACUUGCCACCACUGCUGGGAGUAAUAAGGUAAAGAUUACCCCAGUGGUGAACUACGACUGGGAACCGAAGUAUUAUAUCGGCAACUUGGUGGCUGUACACAGAGACAAUGACUUUGUGGCGUAUGUGCUUAAAGGAAAAUCAAAUGGAGUUGUUCGAGUCAUCACUAGAAAAACAGCAGAGCGGGUGCUAUUGAAGGAUUUUGACGGACGGGUUAUUGACGUCGCCUUUGCCCAUACUGAUGAAAUUCUCCUGGCUGCUGUGGAUGAAAUAGGGAACUUGUUUGUGCAUGAAAUUAGAGAAGAAGAUGGAAAAGUGGUUUCCCACCUGCUGCUGCAUAUCAAGCACCCCCAGGCCACGCCGUCCUCGGAGUUCCAUCGCGUCAUCUGGUGCCCGUACAUCCCCGAGGACUGCGAGGAGGCCAUGACGGAUGCUUCAUCACAGGACGCCUCGCGGGUGCUGGUGCUCACGCACGAUGCAGUGGCGGAGAUUUGGAGCGUUGACAUGGUAACCAAGGAACAUGGAUGUGGCCCUCACUAUCCAAAUACAAUAGCGAGCGGUCUCAUUACAAUCAACAGUCACAGCAAGCCAAUUGUCGAUGCUGCAUUUUCCCCCGAUGGCACAGCGAUGGCAACAGCGAGUCUUGAUGGGGAGGUGAAAUUCUUCCAGGUCUACAUGCAGGAGGGCACGUCUCCCAGGUGUCUGCACCAGUGGAAGCCCCAUGAAGGCAAGCCCAUGUCCUGUCUCUUCUUCCUGGACGAUCACAAAAACCUCAGUGCUGAUGCCCAGUUUUGGAAGUAUGCAGUGACUGGCGCCAAUCAGAACCAGGAGCUGAAGAUCUGGAGCUGCGAGUCCUGGAACUGUCUACAGACAAUCAGAUUUGUGAACCCACCUAACAUGGAUGGUGGUCCACUGGCAGAGGUGUCCUUGAAAGCAGGCCUCGAUCUUGGUGCUAAAUACCUGGUGCUGUCAGACAGGAUGCGGAAGAUGUUGUAUGUGUUACAAGUCCACCAGGAGGGCACAUCGACCACGGCACAUGUCAGCUCCGUGUCAGAGUUCCUGCUUGCCCAGCCCUGCCUCAGUUACGCCAUCCUGGACGCCAGCACCAAGAAGCUGAAGAAGUCCCCCAAUGACUCCCAUCUGGAUGAAAUAACCACAGGGGACCUAGACGGCGACGCCACAGAUGACAUCAACCGCCUACACAGGCCAGAGGAGACCACCACGGGCGUUCAGCUGAGACUGUUUGCAGUUCAUUCAAAAGCUCUGCAGGAGUUGCUGAUCCGCUACAAACCGGAGUCCUCGGUGCCGCCCCCCUCCACCCCAUCGGUCAGCUCCAUCUCUCACGAUGAGACAGGUUUGCGUGACGCCUUGUCGGACAUCAGCAUGAGUGUGGAGCAGAGUCUCCCCGAGAGCCACGGCAGCAACUCCUCCGCCCUCCACGACAACUCCAACCCAGUGCUGCUCACACCCGAUGCGUUUACCAGUCCUAGUCCAAACAAUAAAACUGUGUCAGUGCAGAACUCUCUGGAUCAUGUUCGAGGCAGUGGAACGAUAGAUCACAUGCGCGGCAGUGGAUCUAGUACCAGUAGCUUCACUCACGUCACUCCCAUGAACGAUGAGAUCUUCACCCCACGUAGCUCAGCAUCCGGGGACCGGACAGUCAUGUCGCCAGGCAGUUCCAUCGCCCACACACCCUCGUCCAAGGGCGAUGCCCAGUCCCAGGAUGUGACGCCCACAAACAUGCCCCUCCCCCCCAUCGACUCAGUAGAAGAAGAGGAGCUUGCCACGCCAAAGGGGGGACCUGAGUCGGAAAAAGGGGAUGCUCACAAUCAUUCUGCACAAGAAGUUCUGGAUGAUUUCUUCACCCAGGGAGGUGCCUCCAUCAGGUCGGUGGAUAGUGCGUCCAGCACGGGGCGGUUUGACGUCAGCGAGAUAGUUCCCCCCCAGCCAGGGCAGCCCGAAGUCAGGCACCGUACUGACUACGACGAGAACGACCAGGAGGUGGCUGAAGUGCUAGGUGAAAGCUAUGUUGCUGUUGAGGAGGAAGGGGGUGAGGCUGAAGAGUUCCAGGAGGGGGAGACAACUGGAGAGGAGUUACAUGUUCCCCGUGCCUGGCCCAAACCACCAGAUGUACCUGGAGUUAACCAAAAUCUGUCAUCAGAGGCUGUGGUACGGGACAACAGCUCAAGGGAGGAGACCCAGGAUGAUGACGAUGACGAUGAUGAGGAAGAAGGUGAUGAUGGCGAUGAUGAAGCCGAGAUUGAGGAGGAGAUUGAAGUUGUUGAGGAGGGCAGCGAGGAAGAGCAACAGAACCAUUCUUGUUUCAGAAUGUCGCCAAGGUUAGCUGAAAGGAUAGGCAAAGUGAAGCAGUCCCCACGGUCUGCCUAUGGAUCAAGUGAGGCUGUUACGGCGGCUGUUCGAGCGGGGGUAGAUCGGGAGUCAUGGAGGGAGAUGCAGAAGAACAUGCAGGACAUGACGGCGGUGCUGCAGGCGCAGCAGAUGCACAUCACGGAGCUGCAGCAGCAGAUCGCGCGGCAACACGACCAGCAGCUGGAGCUGCAGCAACAGAAGGAGGAGCAGUGGCGCCUGCAGCAGGUCGCCGCCACGCAGCCCGGCCUGCAGGAACAGAUGCAGAGGAUCGAGGAUGUCAUGACGUCACGGAUAGAGCGGGUUCUCACACAGCACCUUGGCAGGCAGACUCAGACGUUACAAGAUGUAAUGACCCGCACAGAGGGCCGACAUCGGCAGGAACAGGAGAGGCUGCAGACCACAGUGACGCAGUCCGUCAGUCAGGCCAUCACCAACAACCUGGAGAGGGCUGUCCGUGCUGAGAUGAAGAACACGGUGGUCCCCACGGUGACGAAAAUCUUAGAUCCAGUGAAAGAUCAGCUUCAUCAAGAUCUGGCACACAAGCUCACUGCCACUGAUGUACUACUCAAAGACAACAUCGCUAAGAUGGUCAGGUCUCGGCAAACAGUGGAGGCUAUAGCCAAUGCAACCGGCAGUGCCAUCCAGGCCCCCAUACAAGCUGCCUACAGAGAGGCCUUCCAGAACAUGGUCGUUCCAUCGUUUGAGCGAGCCUCUCAGAGUAUGUUCCUGCAGGUUAACGAGGCCUUCCAGAGGGGCACCACCGAAUAUGCGGGUCAGCUGGAGGGUCACCUCGAGCGUAUCCGACAGCGCCACCAGGAAUCCCGUGACCCCAUUGUCAAGCAGCUGCAGUCUCUGGUGGACAACUUCCAGGUGACGUCCGGCGAGAUGAAGACGGAGAUCCUGAAUACGCUACAGUCCGAACUCAACACCAGCCUGCAGAACGCACUGGCAAACCUGCAGGAGAAGACACUCAACCAUGUGCGUGAGGCGGUGAAGGAAGAGGUCAGCGUGGCAGUCAGGGAGCAUGGUGCCAGUCUCUCCGACCAGCUCAUGAACUACGUGCGGUCAGGCGCUGCGACGCCGGUACAGAUAUCCCCAGACCUCGGCCACCUACAGACUCUGCGGACAUCCGUGAUCAACGCUGUGAGACUCGGCAACAUCAACGAAGCUUUCCAAACUGCGCUGUCAGCAUCUAACCUUGAGCUUGUGAUGUUCACGUGUGAGAAUGUGAACCCGUCCCUGGUUUUCGGCCAGGAUCCCUGCCCCCUCAAACAGCCAGUGCUUCUGUCCCUCGUCAACCAGCUCUCCGCAGACUUCACCUCACACACCGAGCUUAAGAUCAAAUACCUGGAGGAGGCAGUGAUAAGUUUGGACCCCAACCACCCCUUAACUGCAGAACAUAUGCAUGGAGUGUUGAACGGACUAACCCAGAAACUGAAACUCUUCAUGGCACAACACCCCAACGACAAACUGACACGAUCUUUCAAGAUGUUGGCCAUGGCGUCCCAGUCCCUCAUUACAUGAUGUCGACAUCAGCGUAGCGGAUGUGAAACGUUUCUGUGAUACUACCAGCCCGAGACAACAUUUACAACAGUGGCGAUCAACAGCAGUAUUCUUGUGUUGCUCUAGUUUAUUUCAGUUUUACUUAGUGAAGAUUUCGAUUAGUUUCCAUUAAUUUGUCUGAUGAUCUUAGUCAGUUGUGACAAGAACUCGUGUGGAAUGGAUUCUGGAUAGUGCUAAAGCAGAUGCCUGGCGGCUGUGGCGCUAUCUGUGACUGAGGUGAAACGUGACGCCUUGGAAGCCCUGAAGAGAUACAUCUGAAGGUGGGAUGUCAAGUCGAUGUCCAGUUCGGACUGUAUUCACUCACCCAGAAACACGAACCUGCUUCACAAACGGGAUCUGGAUGCAAGGACAUGGGGAAGUUUGGACAGAAUUCUUGAUUGCUGAAGAAAUUGUGCCAAAAUAGAUAGAUGGUGCAGAUUGUCUUCUGUUUCAGGAGACACUGAAAUCGUUAGCGUUAUGAUGUAAGAGGCGCUGCAGAGAUAUCAAGUUGUAAAAAGAAUUGAUGUAGUGUCAGUGUGUAUGAUGCAUGGCUGUAUGCAGUGAUGAGCAGUGCCUCACUGUAUGCAGUGUUGAGCAGUGCCUCACUGUAAGUAAUGUGGAGCAGUGCCUCAAUAUGCAGUGUUGAGCAGUGCCUCACUGUAAGCAAUGUGGAGCAGUGCCUCAAUAUGCAGUGUUAAGCAGUGCCUCGCUGUAUGCAGUGUUGAGCAGUGCCUCACUGUAUGCAGUGUUGAGCACUGCCUCACUGUAAGCAAUGUGGAGCAGUGCCUCAAUAUGCAGUGUUGAGCAGUGCCUCACUGUAUGCAGUGUUGAGCAGUGCCUCGCUGUAUGCAGUGUUAAGCAGUGCCUCGCUGUAAGCAAUGUUGACCAGUGCCUCGCUGUAUGCAGUGUUGAGCAGUGCCUCGCUGUAUGCAGUGUUGAGCAGUGCCUCGCUGUAAACAGUGUGGAGCAGUGCCUCGCUGUAUGCAGUGUUGAGCAGUGCCUCGCUGUAAACAGUGUUGACCAGUGCCUCGCUGUAUGCAGUGUUGAGCAGUGCCUCGCUGUAUGCAGUGUUGAGCAGUGCCUCGCUGUAAACAGUGUGGAGCAGUGCCUCGCUGUAUGCAGUGUUAAGCAGUCCCUCACUGUAAGCAAUGUUGACCAGUGCCUCGCUGUAUGCAGUGUUGAGCAGUGCCUCGCUGUAUGCAGUGUUGAGCAGUGCCUCGCUGUAAACAGUGUGGAGCAGUGCCUCAAUAUGCAGUGUUAAGCAGUCCCUCGCUGUUAGCAGUGUUGACCAGUGCCUCGCUGUAUGCAGUGUUGAGCAGUGCCUCGCUGUAUGCAGUGUUAAGCAGUGCCUCGCUGUAUGCAGUGUUGAGCAGUCCCUCGCUGUAAGCAGUGUUGACCAGUGCCUCGCUGUAAGCAGUGUUGACCAGUGCCUCGCUGUAAGCAGUGUUGACCAGUGCCUCGCUGUCUGCAGUGUUGAGCAGUGCCUCGCUGUAUGCAGUGUUAAGCAGUGCCUCGCUGUAUGCAGUGUUGAGCAGUGCCUCACUGUAAGCAGUGUUGAGUAGUGCCUCACUGUAAGCAGUGUUGAGCAGUGCCUCACUGUAUGCAGUUUUGAGCAGUGCCUCACUGUAAGCAGUGUUGAGUAGUGCCUCAAUAAGCAUUGCUGAGAAGUGCAUACAGUAGUUAUUCAUUUCCCCAAAGUAAGCACAGCUAUUUAUGUGACAUGUUUGUAGUCCAUUGACGUACGCUGGUAGACUGUAAGAUCUACAGAAGUCUGACCAAUGGAUGGAGCGGCCAGUACUGAGUGAAGAGCAACCAUGACACCUCUACAGUACAUCAACACAACACUUGACACCAUGACACCUCUGCAGUACAUCAACACAACACUUGACACCAUGACACUUCUACAGUACAUCAACACAACACUUGACACCAUGACACCUCUACAGUACAUCAACACAACACUUGACACCAUGACACCUCUACACUACAUCAACACAACACUAACACCACAACAUCUCUACAGUACAUCAACACAACACUUGACACCAUGACACCUCUGCAGUACAUCAACACAACACUUGACACCAUGACACCUCUACAGUACAUCAAGACUACACUGACACCUCAACAGCUUUAAAGUACAUCAAGACUACACUGUCACCUCAACAGCUUUAAAGUACAUCAAGACUACACUGACACCUCAACAGCUUUAAAGUACAUCAAGACUACACUGACACCUCAACAGCUUUAAAGUACAUCAAGACUACACUGUCACCUCAACAGCUUUAAAGUACAUCAAGACUACACUGUCACCUCAACAGCUUUAAAGUACAUCAAGACUACACUGACACCUCAACAGCUUUAAAGUACAUCAAGACUACACUGUCACCUCAACAGCUUUAAAGUACAUCAAGACUACACUGACACCUCAACAGCUUUAAAGUACAUCAAGACUACACUGUCACCUCAACAGCUUUAAAGUACAUCAAGACUACACUGUCACCUCAACAGCUUUAAAGUACAUCAAGACUACACUGUCACCUCAACAGCUUUAAAGUACAUCAAGACUACACUGACACCUCAACAGCUUUAAAGUACAUCAAGACUACACUGACACCUCAACAGCUUUAAAGUACAUCAAGACUACACUGUCACCUCAACAGCUUUAAAGUACAUCAAGACUACACUGACACCUCAACAGCUUUAAAGUACAUCAAGACUACACUGUCACCUCAACAGCUCAUCUUCAGUACAUCAACACAACACUGACACCACAACACUUCAUCUACAGUACAACGACACUGCACACAAACAACGCAACACAAAGUUUCAAGGUAUAUUCCAUAUUUAUGGUCAACACACGUUUGUAGAUGUAACAACUCCAUAAAAAUCAGGCAAGACACAAACUUACUUGGUCAAAUCGUUGACGGAAUGAACAAAUUGAAAAGGUGUGGAUUGUAGAGUGGUAGCAACACUUGGUGUAGUAUUGGUGGAACGUUGCCAGAAUCUGCAAUAAAUUCUACACCCACACAAGCAAGUACUUUUAAUGAAAUAACGAGCACACCACUGCAUUAUCGCUCUGUUUCUUGAGGCACUGUUGCCACUGUGAAUCGGUCUGAUGAAACAUUGGGGAGGACAUGUAGCCAUGGCAACAAAUCCAUACUCUUAUAUUUAACAAGUAACUGGUUUGAGAGUAGAAGAACAAGAAUGUGUGAUUGCAUUUAUGGCAAGACAUAGCCCUUUAUACUUACAUCAGUUGUGAGUUAGUAAUAUAGGAAGCAGUAAUCGCAGCUUGUUGAUCAGUUGCUGAGGGGGAUGUGGCAGUUCUAGAGAUUUUAAGUUCCAAUACAUGUUUUAUGUUCAGUGUUGCAAGAAAGUUGCUUAGUGACCAACAGGAAUCUGCAGUUAUGAUUGAAGUAAUGAAAUGUAUGCCCACAAGAUGUUUGAUUGUGUAAAGGCAUACCAUUAAAUUAUUUCAAACAGAACUUCAGAUUUCUGUGGAUGUCGUGAUGUGGAAUAACGUACAGUUGGUACUGUUCGGAAACUGAGUUGUGUUGCCAUAAGCAGGACCCUCUGUACUGGCCACACUUGUGUAUAUGUUCUGAGUGAACAAGCAUUGUACUUGUGGGAAGCAAGUAUUGUUUUUUAAUUUGUACAUGUUUUGCUUUUAUUUGGUGUAUGUUGUACAGUAGCAAACUAUGUCUGUUUUAACCUCUGCCAAGCCCACUCAGUAUCGAUAUGUAUAUUGUGUAUGUAUUUUUUAGAAAAAGAAAUAUCAUUGAUACAUUUGUUAAUAAAAUCGCCAACCAUGAA